GAUCUGAUAGGAUUACUUGGCCGGAAGGUCUAGGGCGGAUGAUUGAGUACUAGCCGAGAUGGCGGCGGCUGCAGCGAUUCGUGGGGUCCGAGGGCAAUUGGGCCUUCGUGAAAUUCGUAUCCAUUUGUGCCAGCGCUCGCCCGGCAGCCAGGGUGUCAGGGACUUCAUUGAGAAACGCUAUGUGGAGCUGAAGAAAGCGAAUCCCGACCUGCCCAUCCUAAUCCGCGAGUGCUCGGAUGUGCAGCCCAAGCUCUGGGCCCGCUACGGUGAGCGCGGGACGCAGGGAACCAGAGACCCCGCAUUUGGCCAAGAGAAGAAUGUCUCUCUGAACAACUUCAGUGCUGAUCAGGUAACUAGAGCCCUGGAGAAUGUGCUAAGUAGCAAAGCCUGAAGUCUCCACUGAGGAUUAGGAACAACAGCCCCAGAGUCUGGGCUCUGCUGGACUGAGUACAAUGUGGAGAAAUGUAUUCUGUUCUGUAUAAAGAUUGUGCUGAAAA
This is a messenger RNA of Cervus elaphus (red deer), 497 nucleotides long. It is a transcript of the gene NDUFA2, whose product is annotated as NADH:ubiquinone oxidoreductase subunit A2. The transcript has 3 exons. The record is from RefSeq and is a predicted model, not a curated record. Bases 59 to 391 code for a protein of 110 amino acids. NCBI's taxonomy places the organism in Eukaryota, Metazoa, Chordata, Mammalia, Artiodactyla, Cervidae.